CAGGUAACCAAGCACAUCGUCGUCUUCCCUAUGGGGGUCUUCCACAGUCAUUAUGACACAGCUGCCGAUUUGAUCUUUCUGUUCUGCCACUUGAGGGCAGCUGUUCGAUCGCAACCAUGACCGUCACCAAUGGCCGCGCCACAGGCGUGAAGGUUGUCACGCCGCUGGAUCCGGCUCGAUAUAUCCCAGUUGGGCGCAUGUCAGUCCCAAAGAUUGAACUCCAUGUACUUGGCGAGACUUGGCUACCACAAAGCCCUCAUUCAUGGUGGAUGUUUAGCGAGGACGGAGCAGAGACGCACCAGCUUGACACCAAUGGCCACCAUCUUCGGUUACCUCGCCCUGUUCAGAAGCGCUUGCUCGAGGUGCCACGAUUGAGGCAUCUUGCACGCCUCCUCCACGCACGGUGGGCUCGCCUAGAGAUCCAGGUGUGCGAUGUCGGUGCGAUCGGCGCCGUCAUUCGCGUACAUUUGUUGCCAGAUAACGUCUAUCGAAUAGAUGUGGACCGAUCCAUCCCCGGCCUGAUCCGCUCCAGGCAGGCAGUGUUGCGCGGGCUGGACUUUUCACCAGAAGCAUGGAAAACUCAGCGACCCAACUCGGAGGCGAAUCACAUUUCACUCUCAGAGCUUGGUCAAGAACACAAGGGAGAAGCAGUGUCGCUGCUUCAAGUGUUCAACUGUAUCCCCCCGCCAGAUCCGAACGUGAGCAAGGCAGCUGGGCCUCAUGUGCAAGAUGCCAUGCACAACCUGUUGGAGAGCUCAGUCUGGGGCUUGAAAACACCACUUCACUUCCACCAACGGAGAUCUGCUGCUCUUAUGCUGCAAAAGGAGGAGGCACCGGAAAAGGUCACGGACCCUCGCCUAGUUUCGGUGGCAAGAGACGAUGGCUCUCAUUGGUACAUCGACCCUGUUGCAGGCACAAUCCUAUCCGAGCCGCGGGUUUACGACGGAGUCCGUGGCGGUAUUCUAGCUGAAGAAAUGGGUUCAGGCAAGACUCUCAUCUGCUUGUCUCUGAUAUUGGCCAGCAAGGAUCUACCGACGAAAUGCCCGGAGCUGUAUCAAGGCGGCCCUCCACCCGUGCGUCGAAAAGUGGCCUCCCUCGCAGACAUGGCCGCUUCCUCGGCCACCCGACACGCUGCUCCUUGGAAACCAUUCUUCCAGAAUUCGAGAGAUAUGGAUUUUGCGCGCUGCACCGCCGCGCUUCAGCGCAACCCUGGGUACUACUUGCGGCUUCCACCGGAUGUGCGACGCGGAGUUCGUCGGGAGACUCCUACGCAGCCCAAGAAAAUUUACCUCAGCUCGGCAACCGUCAUUGUUGUCCCCGGCAACCUGCUCAUUCAAUGGAGACAAGAAAUUGCGACGCACACUCAUGGGCUCGAGGUACUGGUGUUGGAAAAUUCGUCUCCAAUGCCCAAGCCCAGACAGUUCCUCGAAUACGACAUUGUGCUCUUCUCCCAAAGCAAGUUUGAGCAGAUCGUCAAGACUGAGGGGGUUAUCGACGAAAGCCUUUCUUCUGUCCACUUCAAGCGCUGCAUUGUGGAUGAGGGACACAAGCUUGGAAAUUCUAGGAUUGGGCAUAGAAGCAACCUGCUGAUUGGACUGGACUCAAUGAUCUUUUCGUCACGCUGGAUUGUAACGGGCACUCCGUCACAGGGUCUGUUUGGUGUUGACGAGUCUCGCCAAGGAACAGAUCACGCAGGCAUCAGCGAUGAGAUGUCGCAUGCGAGCGGAAAAGAAAACAAUUCCGCUACGGAAAUGGAAAAGAAAGACCUACAGAGACUGGGAUCGAUUUCUUCCCUAUACCUCAAGGCGCGACCAUGGGCCAACACCAUCCAGGAAGGGGAGGACACACCAUCGGACUGGGACACGUAUCUGUUGCUCCCAAGGCACAAUCCUCGCAGCUACGGGCGCUGGGACUGCCUCAAGUCAACACUCAACUCCCUCAUCAUACGCCACCCCAUCGAACAACUGCAAGACAUGCUGCCGCCGGUCGACGAGAAAAUCGUUGUGCUCGAUGGCUCUUACCAAGACAAGUUAUCCCUGAAUGUUUUUGCAAUGAUGAUUAUUUUCAACUCCGUGCAAUCACAAAGGACGGACAUGGACUACUUUUUCCAUCCCCGGCAGCGCAAGAGUCUGCUGCAGAUUGUCCACAACCUCAAGCAGACGAGCUUCUUUGGUGGGUCGUUCUUCACGUCCGAUGAGAUUGCCAAGGCCGUGCAAACGGCUGAAGACUUCCUGGGGGAGAAGAAGGUACCGGUAAGUCACGAAGAUGAGUCAAUGCUCCGCGAGGCCAUUGCUUUAGGCCACCUGGCCGUCAAGAACAAGCUGAGAGGGCUCAGCAACCAGUUCCACGAAAUGCCCGUGUGCGUUCUGGACUUUCCUGCAAGGGCGGGGCAAGCAUGGUCGUUGGAUGGUGAAGACGGUGAUUCAGUGUGCACUUCGUCAAGCCUUCUUCAGUCGCUUCAAAAGCUGUUGUACCAUUCCGUCACAGAGCCCGAGAAACUCAACUCUCUUCUCAACGGCGGCCUGGUCCAAGAAGGAAUGAAAGAAAGAGAGAAAAUGCUCCCUACACAGUCGUCAGACACGGAGCGAAGCGACCAGGGGAAGACGAAGAGAGAGUCCGAGACCCUCGCUGGGAACACAAAGCUUGGUGUCGACAGUCCACGCAAGUCACGCCCGCGCGGUGUUGGUGUGACGAAGCCAAAGGACGACAUCGAUGUAGAGAAGAUGCCUGCGCCACUGCAGUCAACCGCAAUCACGUCUACAGUCUCUGCGAAGCUCUCAUAUUUGAUCGACUCUAUCACGGAGCAUCAGGAGCGAGAGAAGAUGAUCAUUUUCUACGACAACGAGAACGUUGCCUGGUACCUGGCAAGCAUGCUCGAUGUGUUGCAAAUUCAGCACCUGAUCUAUGCAAAGGGGCUCAGCACACAGAGACGGGCCCAAUACGUGGACACUUUUCACCGCAACUCGCGCUUUAGGGUACUACUCAUGGACCUGUCGCAGGCGGCGUUUGGGCUUGACAUGCGUGAGGCGUCGAGGAUCUACUUCAUCAAUCCCGUUCUCAACCCGCAAGUGGAAGCACAGGCCAUCGGCCGUGUUCGCCGGAUCAGCCAGCAGAAACCGGUGUCGGUGGAAACGCUCGUGUUAAAGAACAGCAUAGACGAGGUCAUCCUGGAGCGGAAGAAGCACAUGACACAAGCCGAACACCGCCGAGUCAAGUCGAUCUUGGACGUUCAAGACAUCUACAACUGGAUCAAGAACGCCACGAUCGUGGGCUUGCCCAAGACCGACGGCAGCAACGAGUCUCAAAUGACUCCUCUUCAGCCCGCACAGCACGUAUUCGGCCGUGGGUUCGGCAAGUCGGUCCAUCCUGACGAUGGUUUGAUGUCGGUGGAAAGCCCGACGCGGAGGACUAACGACCGAGAUCCGCCGAGGAGUCCUGUGGUAGUUAUUGGAACGAAGAGAGAUCAUGAUGUAGGGCCUGGACAAGACGCGGCGAUUGGGACAGACGAGAAAUUGGCACUCGUAUCGCGACCGGCUAGACGCGUGCGCUUUGUGGCCGAGUCUGACGAAGAAUGAUACAUGAUGAGGUAUUGGGCAGCAGCAGCCUGGGGAAAGGAGAACGGAGCUGCAGAGUGACAAUCUCUUGUCGCCAUUGCGCAAUCCGAUGCAGUACAUGAUUGCAGUGACGGAGCCGCAACGUGAUUGUAAUUUGGCCGGGACCUAGAAUAGUUGCCGCAGCCGGCCUAGGACAGUCACGGGGCGGCCAUGUUGUCCUAAGUCGCUAUCGAUGCCGAGCAUUGUGGGCUUCAGAUUCCAACAUGAAGAAACUGACUGGCCUUUGCUGCAAAUCAUUGAGCCCACAACAUCCACUUCUCGUCGUGGUGUAAUUAGAGCUGGCAAAAGCAUUAAACAUCCCCACCGGCGAAGUCCAGUUGCCGCGAGCAGGUCAGGCUUCGCAUUCGUGCA
Molecule: messenger RNA, 3965 nt
Organism: Purpureocillium takamizusanense
Lineage: Eukaryota; Fungi; Ascomycota; Sordariomycetes; Hypocreales; Ophiocordycipitaceae
Exons: 3
Coding region: 117-3575 (1152 amino acids)
Molecular function (GO): ATP-dependent chromatin remodeler activity; ATP binding
Source: RefSeq, a predicted model, not a curated record